Macrosteles quadrilineatus (aster leafhopper) is the source of this 2581-nucleotide messenger RNA. Its product is annotated as E3 SUMO-protein ligase PIAS3-like. Gene Ontology annotation, molecular function: zinc ion binding; transcription coregulator activity; SUMO ligase activity. The coding region runs from base 309 to 2000 and encodes 563 amino acids. Gene Ontology annotation, biological process: protein sumoylation; regulation of transcription by RNA polymerase II. NCBI's taxonomy places the organism in Eukaryota, Metazoa, Arthropoda, Insecta, Hemiptera, Cicadellidae. The transcript is spliced from 14 exons. The record is from RefSeq and is a predicted model, not a curated record.
AGGAUUUUUGAUUUGAUUUGUUUCUGUUUGGGUUUGGGUUUGUUUUGGACUGUUUAGUGUUUAGGUUUUGGUUGGUUUUGGUUGUAGUUAAUGUAGUUUGGGUUUGGGCCAAAAAGGCGGUUAGGUUCAUUCAUGGACUUACUUAGGGUUAACUUUAAAGUGGUUAAAAUACCGUCACGGUCGGUUAUGUUAUCCAAGCAGUAGACCUUUUUGUUGGUUUAUGGUGGAACACAGAAAGCCUGUCUAUUGAAUGUUCAAGAAACCACUCUGGCGGAAAAUAUAUUGUGAACCUCCACAAAAGAAGGAAAAUGGCAGAAAGAGCAGAACUUGUGAAAAUGGUGAAGGCGUUCAAGGUUACAGAACUUACCACACUGUUAACCUUUGCUGGACGUAGCAAGCAUGGGCUCAAGCAAGAAAUGCAGAUUCGGGCAUUAGAGCUACUCAAGCUUAACUCAGUGCCGAUACAAAUGAAGAUUAAGGAAAUCUACAAUGAACGUCAUAGAAGAACACAACAAGUUCCUCCUGCAACUCCCCAACCUUCGCUUUAUGGGCCACCUGCCUUGAGCUAUCUACCUGAGCAAAUGGCCCGAGCGUAUGAAAGUUACACCAACGGAAACAAUGCGCCAACCGUUAGAACCAACAUUGUUACAACCAACCUGCCUGUACUUCCAGAUGUUCGACUGAAGCCUCUGCCUUUCUACGAACACAUUGCUGAAUUGCUCAAACCUUCAACUCUCAUGCCUGUUGGGGGAGCUUUGGUACAGGAACACGAGUUUCCAUUCUACUUGACUCCAGCCCAAGUCAACGAACUUGCCUAUUAUCGAAAUGCAGAAAUGUCCAACGGUGAACAUGUUGUAGAGGUACAGAUGAGGUUUUGUCGAUUUGAGAACACAUGUGAGCAAGAUGACUGUUUACCAAAUGACGUUUAUGUGAAAGUCAACACUAAACCCUGUGCUCUUCCUCCCCUAUUGCCUUCAAACCAGUCUAAGGAGAAAAGGAGAAUGCCUUACCCAGUGAACAUCACUCCACAUGUUAUUCUGAAUGCCACAAUCGCAAACGGAGUGAAAAUCAAAUGGGCUAUCGAGGCUGACCAAGGCUACGUCACAGCUAUCAACCUUGUCAAAAAGCUCUCAGCCUCGGAUCUCAUAAAGAAGCUCAGGAACCGAGGCAUACGACCUGCUGAAUCCACCAGAUCACUCGUCAAGGAGAAGUUGCGUGAGGACGCGGACAGUGAGGUCGCUACUACGAGUCUGCGCGUGUCUCUAAUGUGUCCACUGGGACAGAUGAGGAUAGUGGUGCCUUGUAGACCUACCACCUGCACACAUCUACAGUGCUUCGACGCACGUGUCUACAUACAGAUGAAUGAGCGCAAGUCUACGUGGACAUGUCCCGUGUGCAGCAAGCCGGGGGAUUUUGAUAAACUAUUCAUUGAUGGGUAUUUCCAUGAAGUGCUGAAUAGUGACAAGUUGCCUUUGGAUGUGAAUGAGGUUGAGUUGCUGCAAGAUGGCUCAUGGAUCUUUGUCAAAGAAGAAAUAUUAGAAAAUACAUCUAGUGCUGCGGCCAAGAAUCGUAAAGGUCCUCCAGUCCUGAUGGAAGUACUAGAAAUAACAGAUGAUGAUAUAGUGCCUUUAGAUGUGAGCUCAGACAGUGAAGACAUCAAGACUAAGCCUAUGCAGCCUAUGCAGGUCGCCAACGCACUCACUGUAGACUUGACUGCGAGCGAUGAUGAUGAUGACAUUAACACAUUAGCACCUGUAAACAUUAACACUCCCUAUAACAAGACUGACAUUGACAAAGUGGGUUUCGGCAGUAUGAGACCUAACCUGUUGAUUCAAGACAUAAUCGAUCUAGACUCGCCCCCUAACUCACCCCUUGGAUCAUCAGGCGAACCACAAUUCCCCAUGAAGACUGCCCCAGUGCAAUGGGAUGCUGCCCCAACGGCACAGUGCCAAAAUCAGACUCUGCCAUCAUUCUUCAACACAGAACCAAACAUUCCAUGAGAUUGUGUGGACCAACCCAUUUGGCGAUAUUGGUGAUUUCUCAUGAUCUCCUGACAACCUGUUUCUCUGACUGUGAUGGUAGUUGUGUAUAAAUAAGCUACGAUUACCUUGUCCAUGUUGUGGUGGACCUAAAUGUAAAAAGUCAUCCAGAAGUUUGGAAAUUUCAUUUGAAAUAUGAUAAAUGCAAGUGUGUUAGUUAAUUGUGGUGGUUAUUGCUUGGGACAAAGCCAUACUGAUAGUUGGCUUUUGUCUUGGUUUUGGCAGAAAACAUUUUAAAUGUUGAAUUUGAUUGUUUUACUAGUAUUUGUAGUAGAAAAUGUGUUUAUAAAUAAGUGGUUUAACAACCGCAUAACAUAAAUCAUUUUUUGAUUCAUCUAAAAAAAUUUUUUUAAUAUGUGCUAUUUGAAAUUUUUGUUUUGAUUAGUAAAACCCAAGGUUAGCCUAAUCUGUUUAACCCAGCAGAAGUUGCUAUGGACAGGAAAAUAUUAAUUCUUUUUUGACCAGUUAAACUAAGCCUUUAUUAGUAAAAGAUAUUCUAAAAAAAUAAAUAAAAAUGCCUUUACUUGUAAGUUUUUCUCAUA